Molecule: messenger RNA, 3453 nt
Organism: Hyaloperonospora brassicae
Lineage: Eukaryota; Oomycota; Peronosporomycetes; Peronosporales; Peronosporaceae
Source: the annotation of a GenBank genome assembly
AUGCCAUGCACGAUCAAGAUCCGCCUUGUUGAAGCGCGCGACAUGCCUAUCGAAGAGCGCACGAGCAAGCUGGCGGACGCGUACGUGUGUAUCGUCUUUGCAAGCUUUGAAGCCAAAUCCUCUGUGAUAAAGAAGACGUUGAACCCCAAGUGGGACGAAGAGUUUCGCUUUGACGUCGCGGAUGACUCGGUACUACAGAGUCAACCGAUCGAAUUCAAACUGAUGGAUCAUGACGUGUACACAUCAGAUGCAACAGUAGGAGUCGUGUACGUUGACCUGAACUGUCUGUUGAUGCGAGACGGUCAUGUGAUCCAGGGAUGGUUUCCAGUGUACGACACGCUCCUUGGUGUGCGAUGCGAACUGAGUGUUGUGAUUCGGCUUCAGUACUUUGGAGAUGUCAAUCCUUUUCGAGAAUCCUCGGCGGGUGUCCAGUUCUUUGGACUUUCGACGUUGGAUCCGGGUUUAUAUCGGAUCGAGAGUAUGCUGGGCUUUGUCGAGGAGCUCGUUGUGCAUGCAGAUCCUGAGUACUCAUGGAGUGACAACUUUCGCACGUCUCGAAAGAGCAAUGAACACCGGCAGUUGUUGCUGUAUAAGUUAUCCUCUCAAGUAGUGACACUGGUAGGCAAGAAAGCGCUGGAGCUGGGAGGGAAUGCUGUUUUGGCGUACAAACAGUUCUUUGAUGUCGAAGGAGACAGCGGCUUGGUAGCGCGUGCGUGCGGUACUGCUUGUUACAUUUCAGUUGUGGGAAAGAACGAAGAAAUGAACUUGGCCGAAAGUGGUAGCAUUGGUCAGCAAAAAACGCAUAGUGAGGAUGGACACGACAGCGCGGUGGACUUGGAUAGCGACAAUAUACCUGUGACAACAGGAGACAGUGUGAAUGCGUUGGUGUCUCCUCGGUAUUAUCCACGAAAUCGAGUGCUGUUCAAGUCCUUCAAAGCACCAGAAGCGUUCAAUAUCUCCGCCCACGACGAGGUGCAAUUGAUCACGCUUAAGGUGUUUAACCCUGCGACAAGAAUUCGGUUGGCUGGAAUCGUCAGCGCGCGCUCUGUCAAAUAUUUAGGCAAAUUAGCAACAAAGCUAGCUGACCAGGAAACAAGAGAUUCCUGGUGGCUCGAGCUCCGUGAAGAGAUCCGGGCUCAUGCACAGUCACUGCAAUGCCUGUUUGUUAUCGGCUACACAGAAUCAUGCACGAUCCACGACGACGUCUGCGUACUUUCAGCCUCCGGAACUGCUGCGGUCAUGAAAAAUCCGCUAAAAGAUCGGCCAAUUCAACGAGACGUGACUGCAGGUUAUGAUGUAGAAGACGAGGCGACUGAUGCGCACGCAGCAUCGUCAUCAAUGUUGAAUCUACCACUUCCAGAGUCUUCUGCCCCACUUAGUCGACGGAGUCCUUCGUUCUCCUGUACGAUGCAACCUCCAGCAGUCGUACACCGCAGAGUAAAGACAAGAAGAAACCAAGUUUCCCAAUCAUCCUGUCUCUUGUGCCACAUCCCGUACUCACGAUCUCUGGCGCCCUUCUCCAAUAUGCGUAUGGUCCGUUGCGGAGUAUGUGGAAAUAAAUGGGUUCCAGAAAUGAUGAUCGCGUCCAUCGAACCUCCCGCUGGCCUUGCCAUGAUAGGAAAAGGAACUUUCGUUCAGGCUCGAGUAUGUCGUCAACGCAAGAAGGGCACCGGUGAUGUCAGUGCGACAAUCGUGUCGGAUGCGUUGCCAUUUCUCGAGUACGAGCUGUAUCGACAGCUUAUCGUCAAGAUGAAAGUGCUCGGCGUGAAUGCCGUAUUCGCUUUCGACUCUCAAAUUCAGGUCGGCGGAUCGCUUGUGAUCGGUGUAAUUACUGGGACUGGCCUCUAUCUCCCUGCUCUUCCACCUCCACCAACGCUUCGGAUUGAGCGAAACAUCGAUGUAAAAGACGACGAAGAUCGACGCCUCGUUCAACUACAAGCGCAAAUUGAGGAAGCUAGCACAUUUAACAAGGACAGGCUGCAUCGCGCCUGCGUCUGCAUUGUUCAGCCCGAGUACGAGUAUUGCACCGAGGGAAGGAACGUGCGUAACAGCCAACGCCAGCUCAGCAGUUCCCUGGUGUUGGACCCGGAUGACGCAGCUUGCAAAAUGUAUAAGCGCCUGUUUUUGAAUGCUACGUCUAAAUCCUCAAGACGGGCGCGCCGAAGACAGCUGUUACCUCAGCCUCUUUCCGAAGACAAAAUUCCAGUUUCGGACAGCACAAAUGGGGUUUACUCUUCCGCGCCGGAAAUCUCGGUCUCGCCUCAAGUCGUUGACACAACAACGUCUUAUUGUGGCUUAGAGGCACAACAUGAUCUUAACUCCUCGACACGUGUCGGCAAUGAGUCAGCGACGCUUAGCUCAUCUUCCGAAUCGAGUUCAGACUCGGAGGAAGAAUCAUUUAUCGAUGGUUUUAGCGAUUCAAAGGAGACAUUUGUACUGGAGAUUGACGAUGAGACGGAUGAAGACCUGAUGUCGGUGUUGCUUGAACAAGAAUUGCCAGAGGGAAUAUACAUGUGCAACACGGACCGUCUGCCUGGAGACUUUAUACCUGGUGAGAAUGUGCACCUCAUUGUUUCCAUGAAGCGAGUGGAAUGGGACGAAGACCGAAUGCGGGAUACGCGCCUAAACGAACUGCUGUCGGCCGUAUUCAAGGAGCUCUUCGCGAGUUUGCUAUUCAAAGUUGGUCCGUAUGCUCCCUGUGCCAUAUGCGGCAUCAAGACUCGAGUUGCAGUGGCUUCUGAAACAAUGCUUGAAGUGGUGUUGAGUGGUAUGGCAAUGUUGGAGGGUAAGAAAAGAGGCCCAUGUGACAUCCUUUCGAACGAUGCCGCAUCGACGCUGAAAAAGGAUGAGGUUCCUCAAUAUCCACCUCUGGGCAAGUCUAUUUUGACUUCACCGUCUAUACAAGGCGCUCUGCGCUUCGGUACAGCAGGUGAAAUAUCCAACCUCCAUGUUCGAAUGCCAUUUCCUGAGCGAAAUUUGGCUCACCUGCAUGGGAGCAAUGCCCUGCUAGCUGACCCUGGUCGUGGAUCGACGGCCACGCCAUACGGCCGCGAGUGGAUCGAGCUUACACCUCUUGGGUACAUCCCUCGAGCGCGCGUGACGCGCUACCUCGGUCGCGUGACACUGCAUUUUAUUAAAGAAAGCUGGACGGUGCGUGAGAGCGGCGGUUUGGGUGCCUUCUACCAUUUGUUCUUAUCGGAGGCUAUCGCGAUUGUCCGUGCACACGUGCGCUCGCUGGGAGGAAAUGGAAUGCUGACUUUUCGCCUCGUUCCUAUCGAGUCCAGUCAGUUGUACCGCAAUCAAGUGUACAACAUGAUCAGCAUCACGGGCGACGUCGUUAUGGUUGAGCGUGAAGUGGACGCUAAUAUCGCGUAUCCGUCCAGUCUUUCGGAAUCGAAGUGCCUGCGUGCUGACAAGACGCUCUCGUCAGCGUUCUCGCAUCUGUCAAAAUGA